Messenger RNA from Drosophila yakuba, 874 nucleotides. RefSeq names its product antennal-specific protein OS-C (gene Os-C). NCBI's taxonomy places the organism in Eukaryota, Metazoa, Arthropoda, Insecta, Diptera, Drosophilidae. The transcript is spliced from 2 exons. The record is from RefSeq and is a predicted model, not a curated record. Bases 257 to 754 code for a protein of 165 amino acids.
GCGGACCUGGUUUUGUGGUCAGCCACCAGCGCAGUGCAAACUGCACUCGUCGGCGCAUUCCAGGCCAAAAUAUGCUGAGUUGCCGGGUGUUUGGGGAGUCAGAGUCUGCCGACUCCACAAGGUUGGCGAAUAGAACUCAAAUUAGUAUAGCUGGGCCACACUAAAAUUGACCAAUUUCUGCAUUACCCUGCAUAUUACCUUUGUCCGAUUAAGAGACAUGCAAGUGUCAUUAGCCUAUUAAGUGGGAGCUAUAUAUAUGGCAGCCGGGUGCGUAAGCCCCAACCAAGUUGACAAAAUGGGUUUUCACAUGGGACGACAGCUGCUACUCUCCGGAUUUCUGCUGGUGAUGCUCCAGGUUUUGUCCCAAACGCAGGCCAGGCCACAGCAGGAUGUAAUCACGGUUGCCGGCGAGGAGACAGAGGUUGUGAUUAAGCAGGAGGGCGAUGGCGACGAUGAUGACUCCUCCUCCGAGGAAACAGUCGAGGAUUCGGAGGAAAGCAGGCGCAGACGUCGCGAGGUGAAUACGGACAACACACCAUCGGCUCGGGCGGUCAUUCCAGGUUUGCCAGAUCCGGCCACCAUAAUCAAGAUCGCUGAGCUUUUUCAAUCCGUAGGCGAGCAAGUAGUCCCCAUUCUCGUGGAGGCCAUUCUUCCCAGCGUGGAUGAAGCAGGGGAUCGCUUCGCAAGAUCUUUGCCAUUUCUGAAAAAAUUGACCCCUGGCUCCGAAUUGUUUGCCACCGAGAAGAACGAAUAGCCCAGCCUACAUUAAUGUGACAACUAUGGAAGGAACUGAAGCGGAGUUUGUUUGACUUUUGUAUCUGCAUUGUAAAUGUUAAACAAGUGAAUAAUAUUUGGUUAUAGUUUGGUUUCUUAA